UAAAAUAAAUUUCAUGACAAUGAAAUAAAAAUUAGUCUUAUGGAAUGGGAUUCUGUCUCAUCGAAUAUUAAGUUAAAGUCCGGCACGGUCAAAAACCUGACGUGUACACCGGUCUGAUCCGCUGCCAAGUAGGUCAACCGGCGUAUGCGAGAGUGUGAGACUGAGUAAAAAGAAAAAAAGAAACAUCACAAGUUUGCAGGACAAGAGGUGGAGAGAGAAAGAGAGAGAAAGAAAGAGAAAGACAGAAAGAGAGAGGCGAGGGAAAAAGAAGAAAUGGCGUGCCGCAGGCAGCGCCCGUGAAGUUGGCUCUCCUGAUGUCCAGCGGUUCGUUGUAGGCUCAUGAUCCAAAAUGGCGAACAUCAGUAGGCACCACAGCUCGCUUCGAAUUGACGACGACCGGUCCAGGUGCGCGGAAUCCUGAAGAAAGGGUCCACGCGAUAUCGCGUCCUUGACAUUCGCGUUCUUGAUCUUGCUAGAAGAAGCGUGGGGUUGCGAGAGCAACCGAUGAUCAUGGCGGGGCCCAACGGAUCAAAGGUCCUCGUGACCUUGACGAUCCUUGCACUGUCCGGAGUAUUGGCUAUACAGAACGAUAAAACAUCUUCUCGAAUGUCUCGGGAAAAUAUCGUGUUGAGUGCUAGUGCUUACACUGGUCCUGAAAAAACAUCCAGUAGAAGUCACCCAGAUGAGUCUUGGACUUUCCAAAGAACCGUUCCGGCGUUUCAACUAGAAAGCUCGAAAAACGUUAACGAUUACGAUAGGGAGGAGACCAGAAUUGUGUUCAAGGAUACGAGUCACGACGAAUCUAUCAACGAACUAACAUCGUCAAAGCACGUGGCCCAUAUCGACGGUAAUAACAUCGAGACGAAAGCCGGCGAGUACUAUCAUAUAGUGCCUACCACCAGCGAAUCGAUGUCGGGGGAAGGACAAGGGGCUCCGCUGAGAGUAGAUCUCCUGUCGGAGCCCCAUCAGCUGGUUGGCGCGCCGAGGCAACGAGCACAGCAUUCGCCAGCGGAUCAGCAGCGGCGAGGUCGUCAAGAGACCUCGAGGACCUAUAGCAUGCCGCCAAUUUUGCAAACCGCUCCACCAGGUAGACAAGCAAAUCCUGAUAUACAGGACAUUAUCACCGGUAUCGUCAAGUUGCUCAAUGGCAAUGUAAAUGUAGCCGCGAACACUGUGAGGCCGUUGAGGCCGAUACAAGCUACGAGGAUCAAUAACAGAGGACCACCCAGAAUAUCAGAUGUGCCACCAUUACCAUCAGACUUUGACACUCCUGGCAUGAAUCCACCGCCGCCACCAUCAUCACAUCCUUAUCCAUUUGAAAAGCCUCCUGCACCUGACAGACCGUUGUUGCCACCUGAGAGACCCAUUAGACCCUUUAUCAGCGGAGUGCCAUUACCAGAACAAGUCGUGCCGCCUUGGAGUUGGGAUUCUUCUUAUAAUGGGAACAGACGACCGUCACCUUAUCCUCCGCUAUCAUCAUUGGAUUCCUCCUUCCACCGCGACAAAAACCUUUCAACGACAGAGAACUCGCAGUAUGAUUUAAAACCGGAAUCCGAAACGCCUCAGGAGAGCUCCACGAUAAAGAAAGAUGCCAGUCAUCAAGAAACACUUAUCGAAGACGACGAUACUAAGAAUUAUGCGAGUAAUUCUAGCAAAGAUCGAGUCGAAACCACGGUGGCGUUCGAUAAUUCAACUAUUCAGAAUGCAACAAAGAAACACGAACCCGAAGAGUCUACAAAGAAGCCUAUUAAUCACAAAUAUUAUACACCGUCGAAGGAAAACAAAAUCAACAACGAGGAAACAUUGAUCCUUGGUCUUGCUACGGACGUCACUUCGACUCACACGAUACCACAUCUAGAGUCUUCGGUAGCAUCUUCGAACAGUGAGAUCAAAGUUACAAAAUCUUCGAAAAACGAAGAAAAACCGUUUUCGACAUCCAAAGGAGAAAAAUCGCCCGAGAAAGUUACCUCGACCAUCUUGAAGACUUUUUCGACCAGCACCUUGAAUAUCGAGACUAGUUCAUCGGUUCAAGUGAUCGAAUCUAUGUCGACAAGAGUCGUCCUUCGACCGACCGCGACUACCGUGAAAUCAAGUGUUGAUACUAAGUUUGGUGUGAGUUUGGAGCCUAGUAGUACAUCAGAUAUCGAAUACAUAGAAACGACGUCCAGCGUUUCGACACCGACCGACGGUCUCCCUACGACUUACUCGAAGAACUUGGUCACAACAGAGAAGAACAUUCAUCCCACGACUUCAAUAUUCACGAAAAAUACAGGCAAAUAUCGUCCGCGACCUGGGAUUGUCUUGGACGAUACUUUGGAUUAUACUGGAGCGCAAGGAUUACCAAGUCAAAGACCUUAUAUACCCUCGAGACAUCCAUCCUUUGGUGACGUCUUUGACGUAACAGUUUCGGCUAUUCAAGGACCCGGAGGAAGUUCUGGGGAGAGCGUUAGAGUGUCUCUAAAUUCAGGCGGCAGCGGUGGUGACGUUAUAUUAACUUCUGCAAUAGGUGGAGAAGGUUUUGUGAGUAUUGACGGCAAAAGAACAUAUCUGAAUCUAUUCGAUACCACGGAACGGACGCCCACACCUACCCAUGUACAAUCACAACCACCUAGAACACAACCGCCAUCCAUCAUCGGCACUGGUCUUGCUAUUCCACAACCGGACUCUCCUGUUGCCACUUCCCGUCCGAAUGUACCAAAUCGAAGGCAACCACCGUUAUAUCGAAGACCGACGCAGCCACCUGUCAGAAUAGACACUUGUAUCGUAGGUGACACAAGUACGUGCGACGCAAGUCAACACGAAGCUUGCGCGACGGUUCAAGGAGUAUCAGCUUGUCACUGCAAGCCAGGAUAUGCGAGAUUGCAACAUUCGUUGCCAUGCAAAAAGAUCGUCAGUAUUGUCGUGUCAAUUAGAGUUGACAAAUUUUAUGACAAGAAAGUCGUAUGGGAUCGAGGAUUAGCUGACAAGGAUUCAGAAUCUUAUCAAACUCUUGCUUAUGAGGCUAAUAGAGCCGUUGAAUCUGCCAUGUCUAUGACACCAUUUUCGGAUGAAUAUAUGGGAUCGCUGAUAAACAAUGUAUAUCAAGGAGACGUGAGCCAAGGACAAGGCGGAGUUUUCGUGAAUGCAACCCUGAAAUUAACUUACGAACCGAGAACAAUUAGGUCAAGCUUAGCCGGUGAGCUUCAAAGACAUCUGUUAGGUGUUAUUCAUAGAAGAAAUAACAACAUUGGAAACAGUGCCCUGUAUGUGGAUAGCCCACCAGGAUCUAUAUCGAACUUACAAGAUUUAGACGAAUGUGUUUCGUCGGAGUUGAACGAUUGCCAUUCAUCCUCUAGCUGUACUAACACUUUCGGCGGUUUCACGUGCACCUGUAAUUCAGGAUUGAAGGAUCCUCAUAAAAAUGAUCCUAAUGAAUCCGGCAGGACGUGCUUGUCGUGUCCCUCGACCUAUUGCAAUAAUCGCGGCACUUGCUCCUAUCAAGGAGAUCAGAUGCACUGCACAUGCACCGGCAAUUAUUACGGCACACAAUGCGAGGUCGACGGUGAAGUUUUGGGCGUCGCUAUAGGCGCAUCGGUGGCUGCGUUAAUAAUCAUAAUUCUGACUCUAGUCUGUCUCGUUAUGUGGAGUCGUAAGUGGUCUCGCGAACAAAAGUCUGCGGGUUCUCCGGUGUACGGUUACAUCCAAGGUGGAAUACCUGGUACUCUCCCAGGGACUUUAGCGAGGGUUGGUUCUGUAGGCACUUUGGCGUCUGUAAAACAAGGACCGCCAACGAAUUUACCACCUUACAUGUGGGCUCAUUUUGGGGAACACAUGGCUACUGCGAAUCUCUAUGCGUAAGAGUUUUGCUUGUUAAUAAGAAACUUCUUAAAAAUUUUUUUACUGGAAGACCGAACCCAUGGGGGAACAUUGCCUCCGGUCCCAUUACCGCGCCUUCAGGCCCCAUCACGGCCGAGACAAAGACCCCAACCAGAUCCGGAUAGCUCAGAUUCUGAGCCGCAAGAUAAAGACAGAGCUGACCUAAUUCCUCAGAGCAGUGGUUUUCACGUGCCAAGGCCAAAAUCGAGAUCUUCAUUAGCGAAUCAAAGCGGCAUAUAUAAUGACGUGGAGUACGACCAGGGUGAUGUUCAUCAUUUAUCGAAGAAUAACAUCCCGAUGUCUACUUACAGACCGUAUUACAGAACGUGAAAUUCGUUGCGAGUGGUGUAAGCGUACGUGUCAAGGGAUUGCACUAAAUAACCCAUCGCGAAUUUAUCGUCUAAAGUGCUCAAUAAAUAGUGCAUUAGGACACGGUGUGGUGCUGCUACUGCUGAUGCUGUAAAGUAAUCCCACGGUAGAAGCUGCAACUCGUUUCAGAGUCGUCUGAACAAACGAACUGAACAUAGGAAGAUUUGCACACGUGAAGUGGAAGUGAGCCUAUUCGUAAUCUUGCUCGCUAUAAAGUCGUGUUCUUGUAGUCACGCGAUAUCGUAUUUGCGAUAGAUCGAUUAAUUAUACAAUAAUAAGUAUAAUACGCAGAUAUUUAUUACCUAUUCAGUUUCGUUAUUUGAGUUAAUAUUUUGUAAAAUUGAAAAGUUCAUUCUCAUAUUAGAUAGUUUUAAAGAGACAUAUGCGACGAUUG
Messenger RNA from Acromyrmex echinatior (Panamanian leafcutter ant), 4618 nucleotides. RefSeq names its product calcium-binding EGF-like domain-containing protein pawn (gene pwn). NCBI's taxonomy places the organism in Eukaryota, Metazoa, Arthropoda, Insecta, Hymenoptera, Formicidae. Gene Ontology annotation, molecular function: calcium ion binding. The record is from RefSeq and is a predicted model, not a curated record.